GCGCGCAUGCACCAUAUCUUCUACAUCUUUCGUGUACCGGUGGAAGGAGUGUGAGAGAUUUUGAACUUGUAAUAGGCAGAAGUUAGUGCUGGUAAUAGGUCGAUUAUUUGUGAGAAAAUGAACGGGAUGAUGAAAGCAGCCCUGAGAUUUUCAUCGUUUAAAACGGUUACUAAUCCGCUGAAACAAGCACUAUACCCGGGAAAUACCAUUGCCGGGACAACGAAGCAGCAGUUUUCACGAACGCUGUGGCACGUGUGUUCAACGAAAUCGGAGGAGAGUAAUGUUGGCAAUUUGAAAUUGAAAACCCCAACAAGUCUAUGCAGUUGUGGUUGUGGCAGUCAGCGGUUGCAGCAUACUAAGAGUGAACAGGAAUUGGUUCAGUUUUUAUCUGAAGAGAUUGCAGCUGAAUGUAAAGCACGGAAAAUAAAAUCAAUUCCUAGUAGGAUUGAUGGUUUUGAUGUUAAGUUGGAUGGGGCUGAAGUGACAUUAACAAAGAAAACAGAAAAUGAAAUAGUCAUUGUUACGUUCAAUGUGAACCAUACAGUUGAUACUGAUGCUGACUCUGAACCAGAGAUAAGCCCAAACAUGGAUAAGCCAGAUUUUGCGGAGUUGAAGUCUAAACCUUCUUUUGAUGUUGAUCUUCAGCUUGGAGAUCAGACAUUAAGUUUUACGUGCUCAUUCCUACAAAGUGAUAACAUGCAACAGUCAGAAGAUUACAAUGACAUUUUUGGUAUUGAUGAAGUCACUAUAUUUAAUGGAGAAUGGAGUGACAAAACAUAUGCUGUUGCUGGCGAUGUGCUAGAUGGGUGUCUUUAUGACUUGUUCAUGAAUCUUCUGGAAGAAAGGGGAAUCUCCAAUGAAUUUGCUGAAAAGCUGUCAGACUUCAGUACAGCAUAUGAACAUAGUUUGUACAUCGCUUUGCUGGAAAGCACAAAGAAAUUUGUGUCAUGAAAAUAAGAUAUUCGAGUGUGACUGAUACACAUGUAGACCCUUUAUACACAAACAUUUCCAUAAGCACUAUAUGCAUUAAUAAUUAAUACGCAUAUGACAAAUAUGUAAGAACUUGUCAAAGAAAGGGAAUGAAACAGUGUGCAUUAAACAAUAAAGAUCAUUAAAUAUUCA
Molecule: messenger RNA, 1122 nt
Organism: Cryptotermes secundus
Lineage: Eukaryota; Metazoa; Arthropoda; Insecta; Blattodea; Kalotermitidae
Gene: P32
Product: complement component 1 Q subcomponent-binding protein, mitochondrial
Exons: 5
Coding region: 118-951 (277 amino acids)
Biological process (GO): cytosolic ribosome assembly
Cellular component (GO): mitochondrial matrix
Source: RefSeq, a predicted model, not a curated record